Messenger RNA from Sabethes cyaneus, 774 nucleotides. Its product is annotated as chymotrypsin-2-like. The coding region runs from base 1 to 774 and encodes 257 amino acids. Gene Ontology annotation, molecular function: serine-type endopeptidase activity. Gene Ontology annotation, biological process: proteolysis. Lineage: Eukaryota; Metazoa; Arthropoda; Insecta; Diptera; Culicidae. The transcript has 2 exons. The record is from RefSeq and is a predicted model, not a curated record.
AUGUCUCGACUAAGUGUGGUUAUUGUGCUAGGUUUGAUCGGUGCUAUUUACGCCAGAACCCUCCCAGAUGAAUAUACGGCGUGGGAAGGUCGCAUUGUAGGCGGUUCCAAUGCUGCCGAAGGACAGUUUCCGUAUCAGGUGUCGCUGCGAUCAGCCGCCAAUAGCCACUUCUGUGGAGGCUCAAUCAUCAACACCAAUUGGGCGAUGUCUGCGGCACAUUGUACUGUCGGCAGAACAGUAGCAAACACUAUUGUGGUUGCAGGAUCACUUUUGUUGAACGCCGGAGGAACAACACAUCAGGCACAGACUAUCGUCAAUCAUCCUGCAUAUAGCUCGUUGACAUUGGCAAACGAUAUCUCUUUAGUGCGCGUGGCAACUCCUUUCGUUUUCUCACCGACUGUCGGUUCUGUUGAAUUGGAAUCAAACUUCAUUGAAUCUGCAACUGGUGCGCAAGCAUCCGGCUGGGGUCAAACAACGCACCCAGGCUCGAUACCAAAUCACCUGCAGUGGGUCAACGUUGACAUCAUCACCUUGGCAGCCUGUAGGGGCGCUCAUAAUGCGGUAAACGCUGCCCGGGUUCACGAUAAUACAAUUUGUACCCAAUCUCCUGUGGGAGUAGGCAUGUGCAUGGGAGAUUCCGGUGGUCCACUGUCGCACGCAGGCUUCCAGCAGGGUAUCGUUUCGUGGGGCAUUGCUUGUGCGCAAGGUUUUCCGGAUGUUUUUGCUCGCGUUUCUUCCCACCGCGCUUGGGUUUUGGAAAAUACAGCCAACUAA